GUAGUAUGAGUUGCUGGACGAAAGAGAAGGGCUGUAUGACACGAAAUUUGGAUUUAGCAGCGGCUUUGGCUUUGACUCUGCCCUUCGCUGUAUUGACCACGGCUACAGAUCAAAUACAGCAUAUUCGUAGCGCUUCAUCGAAAAUAAGACGCUGAAACGUGCUGCAGACCGUAUCAAUACGAUGUGUGGCACUUCAAAUGUUCUUCAAUGCUGCUGAUGCUUCGGGUGGAUUUAUUUCGUAUGCAGUUUUUUGUGUCCCUUUUUCUCUGAGGAAAGAGAUAAGGAUGUAAUAAAACUCCUCUAAACAAGAAUUUGCCAGCUAAGCAACUCAGCAUCACGCAUUUGAAGUUUGUUAGCCGAAUUAUUGUUAGGCCUAAUAAUGUCAGCUCCACGAAUUGCGAGGGGGUCGAAAGGGAGAAUUUUACUCUACUUAGGUGCUGUGCUUUUCGUUGGCCUCACUGUGGUCAUUAUUCACGAGACGCAAACAAGAAUAGAUGACCUGCGGAAAUCAUCCGAGAAGUGCCAACAACAGCAGGAAUCUCUCUCAGCACAGCUUCAAGUAAUAUUUGAGUAUAAAACGAGGCUGGAGAAGUCGGUGCAGCAAGAAAAAGCGGACCACAAGAAAACUCACGACAACCUCAGCUCCCAGUUGGAGAUCGAAAAGAACAAGCGUGCGAGAGAGGUGCUCGACACUACCAACAAACUGGCCUCACUGCAGCAACACUACAAACUCCUCCAGGGCCAACAUGAAGAUUUAGCUGAGGAAUGUAAUGGAGUGCGCAACGGGGCCAUCAAAGCUCUUGAAGAACAAAGAGUGGCUGAGAGUACGCUACAAAAGUUGAAAGAACAAUCUAAUUUGGAAUCAAAUAUUUAUAAGAGCCAAGUGACACAGUUGAAGAUCGAUAAUGAAAAACUGUCAAAACUCUUAAAAGAAGAUGCUGUUGAAAUAUCAAAUCUCCAAGAUGAAAACCAGCGACUCGACAAUGAAUUGAACCAGUGCAAGAAGCAGCUUUCUUUGUGCCCAUCCAAGUCGUCAGUUGCACUGAAUGUGCCUAACUUCCUAUCGCCGUCAGCUGCUAGCAUUUCUCCCUCUCCAAUGAACUCCAAUAUUAAAAAUCAGCAAAAUGUCCUUCAUCAACCCGAAGAGCCAAAGGCAUCAAGUUCUUCUCCAACUGGAAUGAAAAGUACAGCCAAAAGCAACGUAGUUCCAGUUCCAGCGCCUGGACCUGAAGCCCCAAAACCGCUGGCUGGAAUUUUCGAGCAGCUGCUGCCAGCUGGGGUGGUUCCUCCUGCAGUAGUACCCAAGGUGCAGAGCGACGACGACAACAACAUCCACAAAAACUCGCUUCUUGGCAAAAACUUGGAGGAGUCGCGACAGCUUGUAAAGCCUUUCCAAGGCCGGUUUUUGCGCCAGCCCGAGCCAGAGGAGGACGAAGAACAGAAGAAGGCUGUAGGAGCGCCUCCGCCUGAGCAGCAGCAGCAGCAGCCAUGGCGCCAGGGCAAUGCCCUUGAUGAGGAGGAUGCACGUCGCGGAGGGGCCGGCGGCCUUUUCCAGAACUACAAGGACGAGGAUGGCGCCGCUCCCCAUUGGAAUGGAGUAAAUCGCCAUCUGCCUGAGGGCGAGAGACACGAAGAUCUGCAACUUGAGGAUCCUGAUGAAGACGAAGGAGAUGAUGACGUGGAUCAAAUUGAUUACGGCAACGAUGCUGUAAAUAACAAAAACCUUCCCAACGCCAAGCAAAAAGCUCACCGAAAGUUUCCCUUGGGUGGAAAGCAUGAUAGUGUAAUGGUCAAUCCGAAAUGAUGCGACUAAUUCACCCACCUGAUGGACGAGGAACUCUUGUACAGUAUAAUCAUUGAUAGUCAACUGUGAACUGUGACUGCACAAAUGCGCCAUUGACGUGGACUAGUAAAACGCACACGAAUCUUUGAAUAGGGACAAGACUUUCAUUUCAGGUUUGAAAUGCUUGUGAAGGUGAUAUUUAUGUAAAUUUAAAAACAUCAAAUAGCAUUUAUUACCGAGACAGAUAGCAUGUUUCUGACAAGGAGAGAUUCUAUUUAACUAAUAUAUUUUUAACUUGUUAAAGGAUUGACGCAUUUUUGUACAUUUUGGUUAAAUUUUUGUUAUGUUCGAUUUUUUUUAAUUAAGCGUUCCUUGUAAAGAGUAGAGGGCUCUAUUGUUCAUAAUUCGUUCCUAUGCGGUUGAUGAGAAAUAAAAAUAGGAAUUUUAUGGAUAAAA
Cloeon dipterum is the source of this 2239-nucleotide messenger RNA. RefSeq names its product Golgi integral membrane protein 4-like. The record is from RefSeq and is a predicted model, not a curated record. NCBI's taxonomy places the organism in Eukaryota, Metazoa, Arthropoda, Insecta, Ephemeroptera, Baetidae. The coding region runs from base 380 to 1804 and encodes 474 amino acids. The transcript is spliced from 9 exons. Gene Ontology annotation, cellular component: Golgi apparatus; Golgi membrane.